CGGCCUGUUAACGGCCGGAAUGGCACGGCUGUUCUGCGGCUCACGCAACUGGGGUUGGACACGACGAGCGCCCAGAAUGCGGAGGUGUGCAUCAUCCUUAAGAACAACAGGCUUGGCAAGGGCUGCACCACCCUGGAGCAGCUCUGCACUCCGCCGCCAGGCUACCCGUCGGGCUUCUGUGCAGCAGCUAUUUUCGACACUACGUGCGAGUGCUGCCCGAUUUCUCAAGCCUCAACUCUUCCUCUUCCGUUACCGAACGCCCCACCAUCACCUCUCCCGCCAUCACCUCCGCCACCGCCACCGCCAUCACCGCCGCCAUCACCGCCUCCGCCUCCGCCACCGCCACCUCCAUCACCGCCGCCAUCACCGCCUCCGCCUCCGCCACCGCCUCCACCGCCGCCUCCACCGCCGCCUCCACCUCCACCACCGCCACCGUCGCCGCCACCGCCGCCACCGCCGCCACCGCCGCCCCCUCCCCCACCGCGCCAAGCUGCAGCCUCCAGCCAUUGACGUACGUCCGUACCGAUACGAUCCUUAUGCAUGCUUCCAGAUCCAGGAUGCUAUCUCCACACAAAUCAAUGUCGCCCUCAUCGAUAACAACAUCCACAUGUUGUCGUACUUCGUACUCAACUACAACUACUGCACAGAACUGGAGACGCGUGUGUGCGGCACUUUUGCCUAUGCGGCAGAGGCUCAGAACUUCAAGGCCACGGCAGAGGCUCUUAUGCCGUAUUUCCUCGGAUCCGCCUCCGUUGGCAGUGUUUGCAAGCCCGAGUUGGAGGGUUACAGGGUGGAAAUCACCACCGAGGGCAGCACGUGCCUGGACCUUUCCGGCUCCACCAGCUGCAAUGCGGCCGCCACGCCCGUCCCGUCCAGCACGUGCAACAUGGCAAAGGGCACCCUGCCAUUCUUGGUCUCCACGCGCUAUAUGGUCAAUUCAUGGAGCGCGAACAGCACCGAGUACUGCUUUCAAGUGAACGUUCUGGACGCAAGCCAAGUGGUACCGGGCGGCUGCAGUGGCGAUCUGAGUCAACUAGGGGAAGUCCAGUUGUACGCAAGGCGCAACUUGUCCGCCUCAGUGCACGCAGUUAGAAUUUAUCCCAGCGUUGGAUCUUCGAGCAUCGUCACUCCCUCUUGGACAGCUAUCGGGGGAGCCUACCUAUUUAACGUACCGCUGCAUUGGAGCAUCAGCCAAGCCCAGGACGCUUCGGUUUGCAUAGAGCUGGAUAACACCAAGACUAUGCUCGACUUGUGUCUGGGCUUCCCCGGCCAGUGCUACGUGAGCACUGUCAACACCAACAGGGACUGCUGCCCCAGCUACCGCACGGCUCUUGGCUUGCUCGCCCUUACGGCACUUACGUUCAACACGGGGGUUGCACCCCGGCUGACGUGCAAAUGA
Messenger RNA from Volvox carteri f. nagariensis, 1399 nucleotides. It is a transcript of the gene phS, whose product is annotated as extracellular matrix glycoprotein pherophorin-S. Lineage: Eukaryota; Viridiplantae; Chlorophyta; Chlorophyceae; Chlamydomonadales; Volvocaceae. Bases 20 to 1399 code for a protein of 459 amino acids. The transcript is spliced from 8 exons. The record is from RefSeq and is a predicted model, not a curated record.